GCACCUCAGGACCCACCCCGCAGCGAGGCGGCAGCAGCCAUAGGGCCAUCGGAGCACCCAACGAUGCCCCACAGCCCUGCGCCGUCAGCCCCAAGGACGGGCGAUGGGCCACAGCAUGGAGGCCUCCCUGCCCGCCCUAUGGGGCUGGAACGGCUCUAGGGCAGCGCGGGCGCUCCAGCCCUCUCCGGGCCCCAUGCCCCCCAACGGCACAGCCGACAGCAAGCCCAAAGACGUGGCUUCCAAAUCGGUGGGGCUCUUCUUCAUGCUGCUCAUCGACCUGACGGCCAUCGUGGGCAACGCGGCCGUGAUGACCGUCAUCGUGAAGACGCCGGCGCUGCGCAAGUUCGUCUUCGUCUUCCAUCUCUGCCUGGUGGAUUUCCUGGCAGCCCUCACCCUGAUGCCGCUGGAGAUGCUGUCGGGUUCGGCCGUGUUUGACAGCCCCGUGCUGGGCGAGGCCAUGUGCCGCGUCUACCUGUUCCUCAGCGUCUGCUUCAUCAGCAUGUGCAUCCUGUCCAUCUCCACCAUCAACGUGGAGCGCUACUACUACGUCGUGCACCCCAUGCGCUACGAGGUGCGGAUGACGGUGGGCCUGGUGGUCUGCGUGCUGGUGGGCGUCUGGCUGAAGGCCGUGGCCACGUCGCUGGUCCCCGUGCUGGGCUGGUUGUCCCCCGACCGCCCUCCGCCCGCCGGCCGCGGCUGCUCCCUGCAAUGGAGCCGCGGUCCGUACUGCAAGUUCUUCGUGGUCUUCUUCGCCACUUUCUACUUCCUCCUGCCCCUCCUCAUCAUCGUGGUGGUUUACUGCAGCAUGUUCAAGGUGGCUCGGGUGGCCGCCAUGCACCACGGCCCGCUGCCCACCUGGAUGGAGACCCCGCGCCGGCGCUCCGAGUCGCUCAGCAGCCGUUCCACCAUGGUGACGACCUCGGGUGCCCCCCGCACCACCCCGCAGAGGACGUUCGGUGGGGGCAAAGCGGCCGCCAUCCUGCUGGCCGUGGGCGGCCAGUUUCUUUUCUGCUGGUUGCCCUACUUCUCCUUCCACCUCUACACGGCCCUCAGCGCCCAACCCUUGGCUGGGCCGGCGGCCGAGACCGUGGUCACCUGGCUGGGCUACUUCUGCUUUACCUCCAACCCUUUCUUCUACGGGUGCCUCAACCGGCAGAUCCGCGGCGAGCUGGGCCGGCUCCUCACCUGCUUCUUCAAGCAGCCUCCCGAGGAGGACCUGCGUCUGCCCAGCCGCGAGGGCUCCAUCGAGGAGAACUUCCUGCAGUUCCUGCAGAGCACCGGCUGCCCCGCCGAGCCCCCGCCGCCCCUCGACACCCCCAGCCCCAAGCGGGACCCGGCACCCAUCGAUUUCCGCAUCCCGGGGCAGGUUGGGGAGGAUGCGGGUGAGGGGACGGAGCGGAGCGGCGGGGAUGGGCUGUGCGUGCCCAAAGCGGAGCUGUAGCGUUGUCCUCGUGGCUCCA
Molecule: messenger RNA, 1460 nt
Organism: Tympanuchus pallidicinctus (lesser prairie-chicken)
Lineage: Eukaryota; Metazoa; Chordata; Aves; Galliformes; Phasianidae
Gene: GPR61
Product: G protein-coupled receptor 61
Exons: 1
Coding region: 104-1441 (445 amino acids)
Biological process (GO): G protein-coupled receptor signaling pathway
Cellular component (GO): signaling receptor complex; endosome; plasma membrane
Molecular function (GO): G protein-coupled receptor activity
Source: RefSeq, a predicted model, not a curated record